AUGUCAGUAACAAUUGAAAUAGAUAAAGUAGCUCAUUACUUUCAACAUGUUAUUAAUGAAAAAAUUGUUCCAGCUUUUGAAUUUCAAAUAGAUGAUCAACUUUUUUAUGUUCAAGAUAUGUAUUUAGAACAUAUUCAAAAUUAUGGCCUUUAUCAUACAAAAAAUUUACCUAUUAAACGUGCUACUAUACUUGCUUUUCUUUCUGGUUUACUUGAAAUUCAAACAGUUCAUGAAACUCUUCGAUUUCCACGUGGAAAACCAGAUUCAGCAAAAUUUAAUUUAAAUGAUGAUGAUGAAUGUAUAAAAUUUAAUUAUGAUGUUGUUCCAUUACAUUCAGAUUUAGCCAUGGAUAUUCAAAUGAACAUUUUUACACCAGCAAAAAAUACUUUUAGAAAGAAACUUGAACAGAUAAGAGAUUAA
Molecule: messenger RNA, 420 nt
Organism: Rotaria sp. Silwood2
Lineage: Eukaryota; Metazoa; Rotifera; Eurotatoria; Philodinida; Philodinidae
Source: the annotation of a GenBank genome assembly